This is a messenger RNA of Diprion similis, 4391 nucleotides long. RefSeq names its product DNA repair protein REV1 (gene Rev1). Gene Ontology annotation, biological process: error-prone translesion synthesis; error-free translesion synthesis. The record is from RefSeq and is a predicted model, not a curated record. Gene Ontology annotation, molecular function: damaged DNA binding; deoxycytidyl transferase activity; DNA-directed DNA polymerase activity. The transcript has 6 exons. Gene Ontology annotation, cellular component: nucleus. NCBI's taxonomy places the organism in Eukaryota, Metazoa, Arthropoda, Insecta, Hymenoptera, Diprionidae. The coding region runs from base 401 to 4162 and encodes 1253 amino acids.
AAACGUCAGAGUUCGUCAGAUGUUCGCAUCGUGCUGUGAAGAAAUGAAGUGUGCGUACGUCAUGUUAAUGUUAUUAAAUCUAUCGCGUGAUGGAAUUCAGCGCUAAUUCACUCGAAUUAUCACCUAAACGUGUAAAUACGUCAGAGGAUUGUGCCUCCUGACGUAUUAUAAUCAGUUUCUCAAACUUUGUAAAUGUAAAGAGGUUAUGUAAAUAGUUUAGUUUCAACGAGUUACGUCCACAAACGAUAAAACUAGUUCCGCUAGUGUAAUUAUCGCUUUAAAAUUACUAUAUAUCGUAGCUGUAAAUAAAACUACACAGCAUGAAUGGAAAAUUGAUCAAACCGUGUAAAUAUUCGUUAAAGACUAGAAUCUAUCGUCAGGCUUAUGGUUAUGCUACGUCAUGUUAGAUCGUACCAGGAACGAAAAUAUGACGUCGAAGCGAAAAAACAGGGAAGCCUGGGCUCCCACGGGCUUCGAGGAAUGGGGUGGAUACAUGGCGGCUAAAAAGGCGAAGCUAGAAGAACAGUUUCAGGAAAGAGCAGCGGUCGAGUUCAAAAAUAACUCAACGCUUUUCCAGGGAAUUUGCAUAUUCGUUAAUGGUUAUACAAAGCCGUCGGCUGAUGAACUGCGGCUUCUUAUGAUGGAGCACAACGGUGUCUAUCACCAUUACAUGCGUCCACGGAUGACAACGCAUAUAAUAGCAUCAAAUUUGCCAUAUUCAAAGAUCAUGAUGUAUAAAAAGAGCCAAAACCCAUUGCCGAUUUGCAAACCUGAAUGGAUUACAGACAGCAUUAAGACUGGCAAGCUUCUCAACUACCAGGAUUAUCUCCUGUACUCUAAUCACACUAAAACCCAGCCCAAGUUGGCCUUUGCAGCGACAACCGCCAAAUUGUCACCAGAAUUGGAAACCAGCAAAGAUCAAGUCAUUCUAGAUGAUAAUAGAAUGAAGAGUAAGGUGGUAGAUCCAGAGAGUUCUAAACCAAAUACGGUUUCUAAACAAGAUUCUCCUGCAAAGGAGGGUGGAAGUCGGUCAGUCAACUCCACUAAAAACCCAGAGUUCUUAUCAGAGUUUUACAAUAAUUCAAGGCUGCAUCAUAUUUCUACAAUGGGAGCAGUCUUUAAGGAUUAUAUUAACGAGCUCAGAGAUAAGAGUGACAAGUCAUUCCCAGGACUUGAGAGUCUCAAGAAAUUGAAGAGACCUAAACGGAUGCCAGAGACUUUGGAUCCAAUGAAUUCAGACUCCGAAGAAGAUUUGAUCGAUUCAUCCUUAGAUGAGAAAACUGCAAAACAGGAGCCAGUCAUAAUGCACAUCGAUAUGGACUGCUUCUUUGUUUCCGUCGGGCUGAGAAAUAGGCCUGAAUUGAAGGGUCUUCCCGUGGCUGUGACGCAUGCAAAGGGCAACAAAGCUCCUCAGAACGCAAGUGCGCGUGAGAUAGAAAUGAAAAUGUAUAAGGAGAGGUUUAAGGAGAAAUUGAACAAGGGACAGAAGGUAGAAGAGAAGGAUCAGCAGCCGAGCACUGUGACCGAUAAACACUAUGAAAAUGCUUCGCUAUCUGAAAUCGCGUCAUGUUCUUACGAAGCAAGGAAAGCUGGUCUCAAGAAUGGGAUGUUCUUAGGUCAAGCGUUGAAACUUUGUCCUGAUCUUAAAACUAUUCCCUAUGACUUCGAAGGCUACAAAGAAGUCUCUUACGCUUUGUACGACAUAGUGGCAACUUACACUUUGGACAUCGAGGCGGUGAGUUGUGAUGAAAUGUAUGCCGAUUGCACAAAAAUCAUAUCUGAGUCCGGCCUGCGACCAAUGGAGUUUGCUCAGAUUAUAAGAAAACAGAUUACCGAAAAAACUGGAUGCCCUGUUUCUACUGGAUUUGGUGGAAAUAAAUUACAGGCUAGACUAGCAACAAAGAAAGCUAAACCCGAUGGACAAUUUUACCUAGAGCAUAAAGAUGUUCGACGAUACAUGAGUACCAUUAAUAUCAGAGAUUUGCCAGGUGUUGGUGCCACAAUGACCCACAAAUUGAAUGGAAUGGGAGUUUUCACAUGUGCUGAGUUGCAGAGCGUAGCCAUACGGGAGUUACAGAAAGAGCUGGGUAAAAAAACUGGAGAAAUGGUUUACAAUAUGAGCCGCGGUAUAGAUAAUACAAAAUUGAAUUUGGAGCAUGUCAGAAAGUCAGUUUCCGCUGAAGUCAAUUACGGAAUAAGAUUUGAAAGUGCGACCGAUGCUGAUAAAUUUUUGAAACAAUUAUCCGAAGAAGUUUGCAAUAGGCUUAUGAAAGCCAAUGUAAAAGGUAGAUGUGUCACUUUGAAGCUAAUGAUUAGAUCGAAGAAUGCGCCUAUUGAAACGGCAAAAUAUAUGGGCCAUGGAUUCUGUGACCAUAUAACCAGGUCCAAAAAUCUCAUUGCACCUGUCAACGACUUGUCCAUCAUUGCUAAAGAAGUUCUCAGCCUAUGGAAUCAACUUCAACAAAUACCAGAGGAUGUUCGGGGAGUGGGAAUACAAAUUUCUCGAUUAGAAUCCACCAAAAGUAGUGGAAAAUCUAAUUUAAUGGCAUUCAUUAAUAAAGCGCAACAACCUAGUUCCAAAAACAAACCAGAGAUUUUGAGUAUCCAAAAUGUACCAAAAGAAUCUAAAUUUGGGAGAUUGCACGGCUUUCUCCUUAAUUCUAAGCAAUGCCCUCCAGUUUCUGUAAGUACAGUGAAUUCAACAAGCUUAGUUGGUUCUAUACAGAGUACUCCAUCGAUUUCUAGUGAAAAAAAGGUAGUUCCAACUUCCGGCUCAGUUGAAAGUGGAGGAUCAGCGAUCAGUAAAGAAAAUAAUAGUCUGCGAUAUACAACUUCUGAAAAUGAUGAUCAGUUUACUGAUCAACAGUCAAGUUCUAGUAAACCUGAAAGUAAACCCAAUAAUAUUGAAAAUAAUCUGCUGAUGCAGGAGAUCGACGAGUCUGUGCUGGCAGAACUGCCUGAAGAAAUUAGAAAGGAGAUAAUGGAUGCUGCCAAGUCUCAAGUUGCGAGGGUAAAGAAUAAGCAGGAGAUUUUACCUUCCACCCAGAAAAAUCGAGAAAAUCCACCUCCGAUUCAAAAAAAUCGGGAAAACACUCCUCUAAUUCAGAAAAAGCAGGAUUCCUAUUUUAAGCAGUCGAAACCAAAUAUCGAGAAACCGAAAAAAUCUGAGAUGCCUCCAAUUCAAGAAGUUGAUCUUGCUGUCCUCCUUGAGCUUCCAGAUGACAUUAGAAAUGAAAUAUUGAACGAAUAUCGGGCCAAGGCAAACGAAUCUAAACAACUUACAAUUCCAGGAUCCAGUGCAAACGCAAUCAAUAACGAAGUUCGUGAUAAAUCACCAAUCGAUGAGGCCAAUUUAUCGAUUUCACAGGUUGAUCCAGAUGUUCUGGCAGAAUUGCCAAAAGAUAUACAGAAUGACGUUAAAGAUUACUGUGCUUCUAAGAAGCUGGAGAAAAAUUCGAUUUCUGCACAAAUGAAUAACAAGAAUGUUUUGAUUCCUAAACAGAAUGUAACGGCAACAAGCAAAUCAACAGUGAAUCAGAAAGCUACACGGUCAAUGAAAUCUAAAGUUAGUGACAAUGGAAAGAGCAGUAAGAUUAGUAAAAAUAAAAAAAACAUCUUAGUAAGUAAUACUAACAGUUUAAAAAAGUCUUCCGAGCCAAAACAACAAGUUUUAGAUAACAAUCACAGCCCUGCAGCAGAGCCGCUAAAACUUGAUACGUCAGACAAUGAGAGUAAGAUUAAGGAAAAUGCGACUCAUAAUAUUAUGUCAUUGAGCAUGGCAGCAAAAUCUGGAGAUCCUGAAGAUCAGAAAGCAUUACUGAAACUUCUAGUCAAGGAAUUAAUAGAUCUUUCAUUAAAAGAGGUCAAGAUCCAGAUUCAAAAUUGGAUAUCUAAAUCAGAUUCCGUAAACGAAGUGGAUUUUUUAGCGUUUACCACGUUUCUCAGCAGUUUACCGAAGGAAAAACGUAUUGAAGAUUUGCAUGUUUUAUUGAAGACCAUGCACAGAUUCAUCAGCAAAAGCAAACUUUGUGUUUGGCACCGAGCGUACAGAAAAACUGUCGAACAUGUCCAGCAUCACAUGUUGGCUACGUAUGACAGCAGUUUAAUGGUACCAUCAAUCGAUUGUGAACAUGUUACUUGCAGUAAUAGUGAAGACACAUAACAUGAUAUCAAACAUAGGUGAAUUAUCAUUAGAUCAAUCAAAGUAGCUUAUAUAUCUUAAUAAAGAAAGUCAGAUUUGAUAUAUACAUGUACAUAAGAAACACUUACCUGGCAUACUUUUGAAGAAUAGUGUACGAAUUUGAAGGUAACGCGAUAAUGUUAUUCUAUCAGCCAUGAGUUAUUGUAAUGAAUGGUAGAUUUUUUUAUACAUGUAUAUCAAUUUAGAAGAC